Molecule: messenger RNA, 2193 nt
Organism: Paramuricea clavata
Lineage: Eukaryota; Metazoa; Cnidaria; Anthozoa; Malacalcyonacea; Plexauridae
Source: the annotation of a GenBank genome assembly
UCUAUUAUGGUAUUAUUUGUCUGAAUAUAAGCUGUAUAAGUAUCACAUGAUACGUUUAAAACCAAUUACAAAAGAGAACGUGUGAAGAUUUUUCGAAGAAAUGCUUUACCAGGAAUUGCGUUUAAACAGAGAAAGUGAAACAACAGCGUUUUGAAUUUGUACUGACAAACGUUAUAAAUUAAGUAGAGCUCAAUGCAAACUGCAGUAAAAGACAUGAAGGGUUUUUCAAGAAAAGGUUUUUUUCUUCUCAUCUGUGUUUCUCUUCUACUGGAUCAGAAUGUGGCUUGGCAGUAAGUGUUUUUAAGAGAAAGAUUGCGAGAGAGAGAAUGGACCGUUUUGUGAUACGCAUGGCUUGCUGCGGAUCGGGAAGACUGUUUUAUUGCGAAUCAAAUUAUCGCGUGCGUUGUAAUUUAAUAUAACUUUAGUAAUUAAUAAUUCAUGAGAUUGAUGAGAAAAACACCAAGGAUGUUACGAUCGUAUGGGAGUUUCAGUGUACAGCUGUACAAAAAUCCUGCUGAUUUACGUAAACUUUAAGUUCAUUUUUGUUACCAAAUACUGUAUCAUCCAGGUCUUUAAAUUAUCGAAGCCGUGCAUACGAACUAAAUACACUAAUUACAAGAUGCAUACAUAGAGGCGCUCAAACGUUUUAUACGCGAAAGAAAGCUAGAAAUAUACGGAUCAAAAAAGAAAGCUAGAAAUAUACGGAUUAAAAACAUUGUUAAAAGAGACUUUAUUAAAUAUCUUGGUAUAUAUAUUGAUAAUAAUCUAAAUUGGGAGUAUCAGAUCAAACACAUAAAUAGUAAAAUUGCUAAAAACACUGGAAUAAUGAAUAAACUCAGAUAUUACCUAGAUUUGAAAAUGCUUAAACAUUUAUAUUACACUCUAAUUUACCCAUACAUUAAUUAUGGACUGAUGAGUUGGGGUAAAACCUAUGCAACAAAGCUUAAUAAAGUACGAACAUGUCAAAAUAAAUGUAUAAAGAAUAUGUUUUUUGCAUCCAAAAAAGAAAGUGCAACAUUAUACAUGAAUUUACUUUCCAUACUAAAGCUAGACAACGCUUUUAAAUUGAAAAUAGCCACAUUUACAUACAAAAUUAUAAACGAAGAUAAAAAUAUCCCUAGGAUAUUUACAAAUAUCAUUUCUACUGCAUCUACUCAGCACUCUUAUUCUACUAGAUUUGCUGAAAAACAAAAUUUUAUUAGGUCGAAUGCUCGAACAAAUUAUGGAAUCUUUACUUUCAGAUUUAUUUCAUCAAAAAUUUGGGAGACAAUUCCUUACCAUAUAAAAGAGUCAAAUUCAGUUUCUGUUUUUAAGAAUAGGUAUAGUCAAUUCCUCAUUUAUUCCCAAAUAUAAAUACCUACACAGUUCUGUUAUGUCGCCGUCAUAUACUUUUAUAUAAUAAUAUGAUACAUAUAUACAGUGAUCAACUCGAAAGCAUUCCGCUAUUUUGAUCACUGUACACGUUUGUUUAAUAUAGCAGUUUUAAUAUGUGGGCUUUGAUUUUUGUAACUAUAUAAAUUUUCUGUAUGUUAUUCUUACUUAGUUUAAAUACGUGUGAAAUAAAUGUGAUUCUGUGAUUCUGAUUCUGCGACACCGUGUAAUCUAAAGUAAAGACAUUUGCAUAUACCCCAUCAAAAUAUAUACCCCAACAAAGUUGGUCGAGACCAAUUGGAAUGGCACGUAACGCGACACUGUAAUCUAAAGUAAAGACAUGCAGAUUUGCAUAACCCAGAUCAAAGUUGGUCAUGUGAUCAAGACCAUGCAAAUGGAAAACUACGCUUAAUACACUACUUUUACUUUCAUGCCAUUCACUUAUUUAGAAUAUAUCACCAUUUAGAAUAUCACCACUCAGAUGUGCCAUGGCUGCUGCUGGUGUCGUCGUUGGGGGCCCAGCUGCCGUAGCAAUGGUUGGCUAUGGCGCAGCUGGUAUUGGAGCUGGCACAUUUGCAGCCAACAUGAUGUCAUGGUCGGCAAUCGCUAAUGGAGGCGGCGUUGCAGCAACGAUGGGACUGGCUGGUUUUGCAAAGACACCAGCAGGGCUGGCCUUGAUAGCAGUUGGUUGCAUAAUUCCAUGACUAAUACUAGAAGAAGAUGAAUGAAUGAAACUGAUGAUUAUUCCUAUGACUGAAAGAGAAAAAUAUUUUUUAGAAGUGUUAGGGAAAGUACAUUUAUUAUGCCGAGGGGGGGGGGGAU